Molecule: messenger RNA, 2632 nt
Organism: Dunckerocampus dactyliophorus (ringed pipefish)
Lineage: Eukaryota; Metazoa; Chordata; Actinopteri; Syngnathiformes; Syngnathidae
Gene: zdhhc16b
Product: zinc finger DHHC-type palmitoyltransferase 16b
Exons: 8
Coding region: 966-2267 (433 amino acids)
Biological process (GO): protein palmitoylation
Cellular component (GO): Golgi apparatus
Molecular function (GO): palmitoyltransferase activity
Source: RefSeq, a predicted model, not a curated record
AUUUAAAAGCUUUAUGUUUUUGUCAUGUUAUUAGAUAAAUAUUGAUUCUAAUCUGCUCCAUAUGAUAUUGUUGUGUGGACCUUUGGAGCUGUCUGAACACUUUAUCACCGAGCUAUUCUAUUUACGCUUGCUACAUUUAGCUGAGUUAGUCCCCCCCCCUUCCGCUAUGUAGACAAGACGGUUAGUGUCCAUUGCUGCACACACACACUAUUUAAGGUGUGUGAGUGCAUCUAACAUCCAGGACCGUUUUGCUGUACUCAUUGGAGCACACUUAAGUACAGAGUGUAAGUGUGGAAGUGCGCGAUUUGGAACAUGACCUUGUGUGUAGUUGUUGGCAAUAUUAUAAAAUGAAUGAGGUCAUAGUUUGCAGUCAUUUAAAACUACACUGCACAGCUUACAAUAAUCCUAUCUGCAACUCCAUUGAGAAUAUUACGCAGACUAAAUGUGAUGCAGGACAGUCAGUUUUGUGUUUUGUACCUCAAUCGACAACACAUAUUGUAAAGUAUUUUUGUCAUUACUGAGUUUAUUUAGUUUCUCAGUGAAAAUAAGCAUCUAUAAUUGUGCACAGUAAUAAUAAAGGCCAUUGUAAGGAUUCAUUAAAGAUUAAUAUUUCAAUGAAAGUAGGACAUGGUCAAGUUAGCAGGAUACAGCCUUUGUACUUUCACUUGCCUCAUGUAAUUAGCAGUGUUCCAUUUAAGAACAAAAAAAGUCUUAUCUAUGUAAUCAAUACCCACUCUCUUGAUAUAAUGUGCCCUUCUUAAGGCUUUCAUUCCUUUUCAAGUCCCUCUUAUUGGGUUACCACUUGGAGUUUUGGGCCUUUUGAAUUAUUUAGUUGAUUUGUUUAAGUGGAAGUCCCCAUUGUCUUUGACUGACAGGUGACAGGUAGCUAGUUUGCUCUGCAAGUUCUAGAAGAAGCCUCCUGUGUCAUUCCUUGCCGUGCAUGGACGUCGUCUGAAGACGCCACAAUGGAAACUUCGCUUGUUGUCCGGUUUGAUUAUGAAGAGCUGCUGUUUUAUGCUGCCUGUGUUUCUAACUGUUGGUGUGUGUGUCUGUGUGUUUGUGUGUUUGCGGAAGGCAGGGUGUGUAGGCGAGGGGGCGGUGGUAUGCGUGUGGGCAGCAGCUGGAGGUGGCAGCUCUCCCGGGCCAUGAGACUAGCACUGCGUUGUUGCCAGUUGUGCCCUCCAAAGAGAAGGUGUCGAGGCGGGAGAAGCAGUGGGCUUCUGGAGCUCUGGAGCUACAGCAAACUGCUGCUCAAAUCGCUAUACUUCAACAGCCUCAGCAACUCGGACACUUUCCUUGACUGUGUUUUUGAGCCUGUGUACUGGAUUGUGGACAAUGUGACACGCUGGUUUGGAGUGGUGUUUGUCUCGCUGGUCAUCCUGCUGACAACCUCAGUUGUGGUCAUCGUCUACCUGUUCGUCCUACCCAUGAUCCUCAGCACCUAUAUUGUGCCUUGGGUCAUCUGGCACAUCUGUUGUGGCCACUGGCUUCUCAUCAUGGUGGUCUUCCAUUACUACAAAGCCAUCACCACCUCCCCAGGACACCCACCCAAGGACAACUUCCAUAUGCCUUCCGUGUCCGUUUGUAAGAAAUGUAUCAACCCCAAACCGGCCAGGACGCACCACUGCAGCAUCUGCAACACGUGUGUUCUAAAGAUGGACCAUCACUGUCCUUGGCUUAACAACUGUGUGGGACAUUUCAACCAUCGCUACUUCUUCUCCUUCUGCGUCUACAUGACUCUGGGCUGCAUCUAUUGCAGCAUCAGCAGCAAAGACAUGUUUCUGGAGGCUUACAACGCUGUCGAGAGUUACUAUCAGACGCCCCCCCCGCCAUACACAUCCACAGAGAUGACUGCCCACAAGAGCAUCAUCUUUCUCUGGGUACUGACCAGCUCUGUGGCGGUGGCUCUGGGAGGGCUGACCCUGUGGCACGCCGCGCUCAUCAGCCGCGGGGAAACCAGCGUGGAACGCCACAUCAACCGCAGAGAGACUAAAAGACUCAAGGAGCUGGGCAAGGUAGAGAAAGUGGUACAUCAAGUCAGAACCGGACCGUGGAGUAUUCCUUUUUUGGAUUUCAGGUGUUCAAAAAUCCGUAUCAUCACGGGAGGAUGGGGAAUUGGAAGCUGCUGCUGGGUGUGGAGAAAACAAGCCACUGGUUCACACGGGUCCUCUUACCCUCGAGCCAUGUUCCCAAAGGUGACGGCAUCAUGUGGGACUGCACCUUCAGCAGAAGACACCCCAUGGCCAUCUGACACGCUUGCCUUUUAACACGCACCCACACCACACUUAUUGUGUUCUUGAUGGAUCUUUGUUUUGUUUUUUCUCAAAAAGGUGUUGCUGGUCAGCGUUUUUGUCCCAAUUCCAAUCCAACGGUCCUUUUCCUUUAGGAAGGUAGAACCCAUGUAGCGCAUGUCUGGACUUGCAGUCAUUGCAUGAUAAAAGGUGCUACAUCAGGGGUGUCCAAACCUUUCCCAGCGAGGGCCACGUCGGGAAAAAUGAAAGGAUGCAAGGACCUCUUUGAUAUUUCAAGAAAAAAAGGCAUCUCAGCUUUGUGCUACAAGUGAAAAAGACCAUUAUUAGUAUGAAUGUCACUCUUUGCUCCCCCCCAUUUUUGCUGUUUUUUUUUUUUUUUU